AGUUGAAAGCAGCAGAGUCUGAGUGCGUCGAGACUCGAUCUCUCACGAGCAUCUCUGGUGGAGGAUUGGGACGACGAGGCUUGAGACAGGGACGUGCUUCCCACCUUCCCAUGCGCACGCGGCCCUACACGCGAGCAAUGAGACCGAAAGAAGAGGAAAAGGGCAAACUCCCGUUUCUGCCCUCCUCUGUGUGAGAAGAUCGGCGUGGAAUUCUGUUUUAGGUAGUAGAUGUUGAAGGUUCUUCUUGCCUCCUUCCUUGUCCAUCAUGUAGACCAAACCCAAUUCCCUCCUCCCUCUGCCUCGCCUCUUCCGGUGGAUGACAUACAAACUGACUCCGAGCUGCUUCCUCUUGCUCCCACCUUCCUCCUCGAUCUUCUCCAAAGAAGAAGCUUCUCUCAGUUUGCGUCCCUUCUAGUAUGGUGUACAGAUGAGUGGAAGAGAUAGAAGCAGCAGCAGGAAAAGAGGAGUCGAAGGAGAGAGAGACUUUCCUUCGUCUUCUCCAAAGAAGAAGCUUCUCUCAAGUUUGCGUCUCUUCUAGUAUAGUAUACAGAGAAGAGGAAGAGAUAGAAGGAAAAGGGAGAUAGAGAGAGAGAGAGAGAGGGAAAGAGAGAAUUUGUUAAAUCUUCAGAAGCUUUUCUCAGUUUGCCUCUCUUCUAGUAUAUUGUACACAGAAGUGGAACGCAUAAAAGCAGUAGGAAGAGAGAGAAAGAGAGAGAGAGAGAGAGAGAGUUGUAGGUUGGUAGAUCUGGUGCUUUAAGCUGACAAGAUGUCGAACCCCUGGUGGGCGGGGAACCUGGGCCUUCCCAGAGUUGAACCGGCGUCCUCCGGUCGCAAAAAGCUGGAGGACGAGAUGCAGCCCAAGGGAACCGAGCCCUUCGGCUCCCGAGCAGACGACGAGGACGACCGCGACAACAACGACGACCCCAAAGAGGGGGCGGUGGAGGUCGGCAGCCGCCGCCCCCGCGGGCGCCCCCCUGGAUCAAAGAACAAGCCGAAGCCGCCGAUCUUCAUCACCCGCGACAGCCCCAACGCACUCCGCAGCCACGUGAUGGAGGUGGCCGCCGGGGCCGACGUAGCCGACUGCAUCGCGCAGUACGCGCGCCGCCGGCAGUGCGGCGUCAGCGUGCUCAGCGGCGCCGGUGCAGUCGCCAACGUCACGCUCCGCCAGCCCGCCGCACCCGGCUCCGUCGUCGCCCUGCAUGGCCGCUUCGAGAUCCUGUCGCUCACCGGCACGUUCCUGCCGGGUCCAGCCCCGCCGGGGACCAGCGGCCUGGCCGUCUACCUCGCCGGCGGUCAGGGCCAGGUGGUCGGUGGCACCGUCGUGGGGUCGCUCAUCGCGACGGGGCCUGUCAUGGUGGUCGCCGCCACGUUCGCUACCGCUACCUACGAGAGGCUGCCACUCGAGGAGGAAGACGAAGCCGCAGGCGCCAACGCCGGAUUGCCGAGCUCACUCACGGGUGGGUUGCCCGAUCCAUCGUUGCUCAACAUGUACAGCUUGCCGCCGAAUCUAAUGCCCAACGGCGGGCAGCUCGGCCACGACGCGCUCGCGUGGGCUCAUGCGCGCCCCCCGCCAUACUAGUUUAGCAGGAGGACGACGAAAGAGAAGCUUCUCUUUGCUUCCAUGGUGUAUGACGGUAUUCCUUGGAGCUUUUGGCUUCUGUUUCCUCGGAUGUGGUGGCGUGCAACGAUGGUGUUGGUGGCAGCUUAGAUGCCCUUACUAGCUUAGCAUAGCCUACAAUUACGUUGUACCAUAGCUAAUAAGCAGGAGAGAUUGGGAAAGCUGGAAGAACAGCUGCUGCUGCUGCUGCUGCUGCUUCAAGGUCUGUCUCGAGCAACUCUUUGAUUAAGCUAUGAAACCAUGGUGGAUGCCACCAUUGUAUAGUUUGAUAUGCAAAACAGGAAUCACUUGAGAACUA
Messenger RNA from Musa acuminata AAA Group (dessert banana), 1916 nucleotides. Its product is annotated as AT-hook motif nuclear-localized protein 20-like. The transcript has 2 exons. Gene Ontology annotation, molecular function: DNA-binding transcription factor activity; minor groove of adenine-thymine-rich DNA binding. The record is from RefSeq and is a predicted model, not a curated record. Bases 767 to 1579 code for a protein of 270 amino acids. Lineage: Eukaryota; Viridiplantae; Streptophyta; Magnoliopsida; Zingiberales; Musaceae. Gene Ontology annotation, cellular component: nucleus.